CAAAGCGAUGGCGGCUGAGGAUACCGGGGAAGGUGUGGCUGUGGCUGCUGCAGCGAUAGCGGCGGGCGACCCCCUCUGCCCCCCCAGGGCUCUGGCUGCCGCCUCAGCUGCCUUGGCGGGCCCCGGCGUUCAGGAGGACGCUUCAUCCGCUCUGCUGGCAGAGUUCUUGAAGGACUCAAGGAAGAAGGAGAAGUUGCUGUGGAGCCAGCUGCAGAUGGUAGAUGCCCUUCAGGGGUUCCUACAGCACGUGGACAUGACUGUGAACACUGAAGAAGAAAUCCGGGCAGAAGCCAGUGCGGCCCAACAGCUCUGGAAGGACCUGAAGGCUGAGCACCAGAAGCAGGUGGAAGCUAUUGAGGCUGCCUUGCCGAAGGCCCUAGAGCAACUGGAGGCCAGCAAGAGGAAGCAGGCUUUAUUGGGGACUGCUCUGAGGCAGGCUCAGGCCAAAAGGCAGGCUUUGGAGGAGGGGAGGAACAUGGCCCAGGCCCAGCGGAGGCAAGAGCAGGAAAAGCAAAGGCAGCGCUUAGUGGCUGGAGCCCAGGCCCAGAAGGAACACCUGGAGAAUGCCAACAAACACCGGGUGCAAGUGCUGACUCUCCAGUCCGAAGAGCAGGAGAGUGCGCAGAGGCUUGGCACCUUCCUAGGACUUCUGGAGAUGCUGCAUGGUGCUGAGGGGGAUGGAACUCCAGCAAGCCUCCUGCAGUAACCCCUCCCACCUCCUCAAAGGCAGCCCUCCUCCAGCUACUUUGUAGUACUGCCCUCCUCACUGGGGGCUACCAGAGUAGAAGUUGCCUUGAAGCUCCGCUUGC
Messenger RNA from Trichosurus vulpecula (common brushtail), 809 nucleotides. Its product is annotated as ZW10 interactor-like. The coding region runs from base 8 to 706 and encodes 232 amino acids. The transcript is spliced from 7 exons. Gene Ontology annotation, biological process: mitotic cell cycle checkpoint signaling; mitotic sister chromatid segregation; establishment of localization in cell. Gene Ontology annotation, cellular component: kinetochore; dendrite; nuclear body. The record is from RefSeq and is a predicted model, not a curated record. NCBI's taxonomy places the organism in Eukaryota, Metazoa, Chordata, Mammalia, Diprotodontia, Phalangeridae.